Molecule: messenger RNA, 6615 nt
Organism: Stegostoma tigrinum
Lineage: Eukaryota; Metazoa; Chordata; Chondrichthyes; Orectolobiformes; Stegostomatidae
Product: zinc finger protein 239-like
Exons: 3
Coding region: 252-1160 (302 amino acids)
Biological process (GO): regulation of transcription by RNA polymerase II
Cellular component (GO): nucleus
Molecular function (GO): RNA polymerase II transcription regulatory region sequence-specific DNA binding; DNA-binding transcription factor activity, RNA polymerase II-specific
Source: RefSeq, a predicted model, not a curated record
GGUGGAGCAUGCGCGUUGCCAAACAGCGCGUGGAGCUGCACGGAGCGGGGGAGAAGAUAGCUGCUUCAACACAAUAACGAAGUCGGUGGUGGCUGAGAGGAAUAGAGUGAGCGAGGUGGGCCAGAAAGCUUCAUGAAGAUGCAUUGCAAGCUGCAGAUCCAAGAUUCUGCAAGUGGAAGAUUAAAGGUUCAAUCCAAAUAUCGCAUCAAUCCCUCGAUUUAUUAGGAUCUGAAUCAGAUGGACAUCUGAAUAUGGAAGGAUUAAGGGCAUUGAAAAGGGACGAUUUUCAGAUAGGAAGCUCAAAGCAAAUACCACGUCUGGACCUGACCGAGACACUCAAUUCAUCAGGACCUGAACGUCAUCAGAUUUUGAACAUGGAAGGUAAAAGCAGCGUUAACAGUGGUGAGAAACCAUACUCGUGUUCUGUGUGUGGACGAGGCUUCAACCAAUCAUCUGGUCUGUCGAGACACAAAGUUAGUCACAGUGAGGAGAAACCAUGGAAAUGUGGGGACUGUGGGAAGGGAUUCAAUUACCCUUAUGAACUGGAGACUCAUCAGCGAGUUCACACUGGGGAGAGACCAUUCACCUGUAGUGAGUGCGGGAAGGGAUUCACUCAGUCAUCCAGCCUUCUAACACACCAGCGGGUUCACACAGAUGAGAGACCUUUUAAAUGUCCAGACUGUGGGAAGUGCUUUAAAAGUUCUUGGGAACUAAUGACCCAUCAACGUGUCCACACUGAGGAGAGACCAUUCAGGUGCUCUCACUGUGGGGCUGGAUUCAAGUACUCAUCUCAACUCACUGUACAUGAGCGCAGUCACACGGGGGAGAGGCCAUUCACCUGCGCUGAGUGUGGGAAGGGAUUUACUCAGUCAUCGAUCCUAUUAAAACACAAGCGAGUUCACACCGGAGAGAGGCCAUUCACCUGCACUGAGUGUGGGAAACAAUUUGCUCAGUCAUCCAGCCUGCAGACACACCAGAGAGUUCACACUGGUGAGAGGCCAUUUAUUUGCCCUGAUUGUGGGAAGGGAUUCACUACCUUAUACAACCUGCUGAUACAUCAGCGAAUUCAUACCGGGGAGAGACCGUUCACCUGCUCAGAGUGUGGGAAGAGAUUUAUUAACUCAUCCCACCUGCUGAGACACCAGCGUGUUCACAAGUAAAUUCACAGAUUGGAUUUUGUCGUUAAUCACAUCAGGACUGAACCACGUUCAUUGGGGUUUGUUUCUGCUGCUGUUAAUAGAUACCACUCCAGUAAUACAUGUCAACAUUCUGGAUAAAAGUAGAAUAAACAAGUUUCAGACACUGCGUCAAGUAUUUUCUAAUAUUUCUGACACGCAUUAGUUACUUCUUAAGUGACCACCAUCCCCAUUUCCUCCAUCUUCACCUCCAACAAGUGCAAGAAGUUCUUGGAAUUUCUUUGUCACUAAAAUCUCUGCCUCGGUUGCACUAGCUGACUGGACAAAAUAUCCUCUAAUCUUUGCCCGCCUCCAUUCCUGGGCACUCAGUCUCUCUCCCAUUUCACUCCUGAUGCCCUGUCAGUGCUCAGCCUGUCCACUGAGCUCCUGCAUCCUCCACCCAAUUCGCAGAAAACUACCUAUGUUUGCUGCUGCUGUUAAUGGUUCACACUCUGUCUCUUCUGGUUCUGUCCCUCUCACUUUUACAUCCAUAAUCCAUUCUAAAAUAAAACUUGAACCACCGUCCUUUCAAACCUCUGCUCCUUCUUCACCCUCUCUUUCUUCUCUAAGGCCUUGAUGUCCCCCAAGGAUCUAUCCUUGGUCUUUCCUAUUUCCCAUCUUCAUGCCAUCACUUGUGAAACCACUGUGUUAGUUUUCACGUGUACACUGAAAGCCUCCAGUUCUCCUCAUCAACAUCCCUCUCCAUUCCUCUGCUGUUCCAAAUAGAUCAAAUGGCCUAUGCCACAUCCAGUACUUGAGGAGAUGAAAUUUCCUCCAGUUAUAAAUUGGGAUUAUCAAGGCCAUUGUCUUUGUUCACCCCUAAAAAUUCAUUCCCUCGGGGUGUCUUGGAGAAAGUGCUUGAGGCUGAAUAGCACAGCGAGCAAUCUGUCCUAUUUGACUUCAGGAUGAGACUACACGCCCACACAGCCAUCGGUACUAAAUAAUUCAAUCACCCCUCUCCACCCCACCCUAGUUAGUCUGCUACUGAAAUCUUCAUCCAUGCCUGUGUUAUCUUUAGACUUGAUGAUUCCAGUGCAUUCCUCGCUCAUUCAUCCCUCCUGUCUGGAAAUACAAAAUCAUACAAAAUUUUGCUGCCUGUGUUCUUUUCUGCACCAAAUCCUGUACACCUAUUUCCCCACAUUGCAACAUUGCCUGUCCUGGAGCCAAAGUUCAAAAUUUGCAAACAUUUUUUCAAAUCCCCCAUGGCCUUGUCCUUCCCUAUCUUUCUAAUCUCUAGACAUAGAACCCAUAAAGUGUCUAAACAGGCUAUUUGGCUCUACAAGUCCACUGACUCUCCAGAGAGCAUCCCACCCAGACUCACUUCCCUACUCUAUAGCUGAAUUUGCCGUGGCUAAUCCAUCUGACCUCCUCACUACGGGAAUUUAGCAUGGCCAGUCUGCCUAAAGUGCACACCUUUGUACUGGGGAGAAAAACAGAGAUUUUGAUGGAAACCCACACAGACAUGAGGAGAAUGUGCAAAUUUCACAUAGACAGUUGCCCAAGGUUGGAAUUGAACCCGGGUCCAUGGUGCUAUAAGGCAGCAGGGCUAACCACUGUGCCACCGUGCUGCCCCCAGUCUCUCAAUUCUCUUGAGAAAUCUGCCCACUCCACAUUCAGUCCUCUUGAGUCUCCCUGAUUUUAAUCACUCCGUCACUGGUGGCUGUGCAUGGGUGGGAAAUUCUGAUAUUCAGUUCCUGAACCUUUUCAUUUUCUCUCCUGAUUAAAGAUUCAUCAUUAAAACCCUCUCCAUUUAAGAAUGUCCUUCAUGUUGCCCUAUCUAAUUGUCAAAUGUUUAUUUUAAAACAUUUUCUCUGAAGCCCCAUAGGACAUUUUACUGCAUUAGGCAUAUUACAUAAAUACACGUGGUUACUGGUUCACAACACCAGUUUGUGCACAGUGAUACUCCACAAAGAACAAUUAGAUGAGUGACUAGUUAAACCAGGUUUUGUUGGUGCUAAUAGUUAAGACACAUGUGCUAGUCCUGCUGCAUCAGAAUUCCUCUGUGAACAGUCUGUGAAGGAGCUUUGGACUCCUGAGCUGAGAGUGGAGCUGAAUGAGUUGUCAAACCUGCAGUGAACCUUGAAGAACCACUAUGUGGGAUCUUUCCUUUUUAUUCACCAACUCCCAGGUGAAGUUGACUGUGCAGUAAAACAAAUCAGUUUGAAUCUCUGUCCCCACGUAAUCCUCAGAGAAAAAACUACAACAUUCUUGCAUUCAUUUCAAAUCUUUCUCACCCUCAGAACAUACCAAAAUGAUUGACAAUCAAUGAUGAAUUUGGAAAGGAUAAAUGAGGUAGAAUAAACUAAACUCUACAGUUUUAAAAAUAAAGAGUGCAGAAACACAGUGACCUGUAAUUGUAUGAACACUAUUGUUUGUUUGUGACAGGAUAAGUUGAUCAAGCUGUGUUUUGUAAAAUCUUAACAGGUCCUUAAUUUACAUGAGAUGUACUAAGACAUGAAGUUCUCCUAAAUCUUUCUAAAUCACUUAAAUCCUGAAUUGAAUUACUGUAUUCAUUUCUAAGCACCAGACUUUAGGAAAGAUGUCAAUGCCUUGGAGAAGUUGUGGAGACAAUUUCAGAAUAAUAUCAGGGAUGGGUGGUUUCAGUUCAUUUGAAGAGACUGGAGAAGCUGGAAUUUGUUCUCCUCACAGCAUAGAAUGUAAAAGAGUGAUUGACCAGAAUGUUUGAAACAUCUGUAGGAGUAUUUUCUCCACCCAGGGAGAAAUGAUUUGGGUGUUCGGGAUGGUUGAUGCCCAUUGAAUAUCAUUGGCCUUUGACCAUGGAAGGGAAAACGUUUCCUUGUAGCAGAGGAUUUCAGAUAUGGGUGUGACUGUAAAAGCACAGAAAUUCAAAAUAUUGGGCAGACCACACCUUGAAAGUGCACUCCAUUCUGGACAUCUAACUGAAGAAGGAUGGACUUUAUUGGCCUAAGAGGAUGCACACAGCAGACUUACUUGUAUGAUAACUGGGACCAGAGGAUGACUUAUGAGGGAAGGCUGCCAAAAUGAGUCAGCAUUAUUACAGCAUAGAGCAAGGCUAGUUGAUUCAUUGAUUGGUAUAGCGCAAAUAAAGUAAAUGAGUUAACUACACCACCGAAACAUUAGUCGAGGAGGAAUGGGGCAAUAUUAUCAGUACUGGGGCAUAGGGAGCUGCUGUAGUGAAAAGAACUUCAUCUGAACUGUGCUGGGAGCAGCGUCUGGGCAAAUUGAAUAACUAGGUUUGUAGACUACAGGGCUUUAAAGUAAUGACAGGGUGCAGAGGGGAGUUGUUAGAGGACGCAGGAGGAGGGAAAUGUAGGCUGCUAAAUCACAGCAAUAUGGUAGCAUUUCAAGGCAACAAUUUUGACAAUCACACCAAAAUGUGACAGGAAGGGACAAGAGUACAGCAAGCAUAUAAUAAAAACAAAUCAGCAAAAUGAGACAAAGAACGAAAGAUAAUAAGACAAAGGUUAAUGACUCUUUACUUGAAUGUGUGUAGCAUAUAUGCAACAAAAUAAAUAAGUUAAUAGGAUAAAAUUGGGUUAAUGAAUAUGAACUUCUAGGUGACUGAUUAAUUAUUACUGUUGCCAGGACCUGAGUUUGAUUCCAGCCUUGGGAAACCGAUUGUGCAGAGUUUACACAUUCGCCCUGUAUCUGCAUAGUUUUGUGCUGGAUGCUCUGGUGUCCUCACACAGUCCAAAGAUAUGCAGGUUAGGUGGAUUGGCAAUGCUAAAUUGUCCUGUAGUGUCUAAGGUUGUGUAGGUUAGGCAAAUUAACCAUAGGAAAUACAGGGUUACACGACUAGGUUAGAAGGGUGGGUCUGAAUGGAUGCUAUUCGGAGGGUUAGUGUAGGAUGCAGGAGGAUGCUAUUCAGUGGGUCAAAUGGCGUGUUUCUGCACUGUAGCAGUUCUAUGAUUCUUGAUUCAGUUAUUCAUUACAGAUACACGGGAGACCAAAGCUGGAAGCUAUAACAUUCAAGUCAUGUGACCUUUCAAAAGAACAGGCAGGAAGGCAAGGGUGGCAGGUUGGAUUUGUUGUACAAGAUGGAAUUAGUACUUUAAGUGAAAAAUGCUCUUGAAUUCGGUGGUAUAGAAUCCAUAAGGAUGGAGCUAACAAAACGCAGAUGCAAGUUAUCGAAAGACCCCUGAACCCUAGCUUCUCGAUAGGUCACAGAAUGAAUCUAGAGAUAAUGAGGGCUUUUUGAAAAGGCAACACAUUAAUCAUGGAUGAUUUUAAUCUUCAUAUAUCUUUGGAAAAACAAAUUGGCUGAGUCAGCCAAGGAACAAUUCAUUGAGUGCAUUUGGGACAGUUUCGUUAUCCACAAUAUGUUGUAUGUUCUCUGACUAAAAGAUUCUCCUAGAGAAUAGUGAUCAUAAGUUGGUAGGAUUUAGCAGUUUGAGAGUGAGAAAGCUGAGACAAUAACAGUUGUGUUGAGCUUAAAUAAGGAUAAUCACCUGGGAAUGAGGAAUGGUGCUUGCCUGUGACCUAGGAGCCCUAAGUACUCAUCCCACCUGUUCCAGAGACAUGCAAUAACAUAGACCAGUAUAACACAGGAACGGGCCGUUCGGGCCACGAUGUUGUGCCAAACAAAGUGCUAAAUGAAACUAAUCGCUUCUGCCUGCCCUUGGUUCAUAUCCCUCCAUUCUGUACGUAUUCAUAUGCUUAUCGAAAAGUCCUUGAAAUGCCCUUAUCGUACUUAACUCAACCACCAUCCCCUGCCAGCAUGUUCCAGACUCCUACCACACUCUGUUUAAAAAAAAAUUGCCCUUCACACCUCCUUUUUACUCUCCCCACUCACCUUAAAUUCAUGCCCCCUAGUAUUAGACGUUUCAACUCUGAGAAAAAGACUCUGUCAACUGUAUCCACACAUCUCUUAAUUCUAUAGACUUCUAUCAAGUCUUAUGUCAGCUUCUGCUGCUCGAGAAAACAACCCAAGUAUUUUUUAGCCUUUCCUUAUAACUCAUACCCUGUAAUCCUGGCAGCAUCCUGGUAAACCUCCUCUGCACUCUCUCCAAAGCCUCCACAUCCUUCCUGUAAAAGUGGUGACCAGAAUUGAACGCAGUACUGUAAGCGGGGCCUAACCAAAGUCUUAUAAAGCCACAUGAUGUCCAAACUUCUGUAUUCAAUUCCCCAACUGAUAAAGGCAAGCAUGCCAUCCGCCUCAUUUACCACUCUCUCUACUUUCAAGGAGUGGCCACUUUCAAGGAGCUAUAGACUUGAAAACCAAGAUCCUUCUGUACAUCAGUGCUGAUCAGAGUCCUGCCAUGAACUCUAUUGUUUGCCUUAACAUUUGAUUUCCCAAAGUGCAUCACCUCACACUUAUCCAUUAAACUCCAUCUACUAUUUCUCCGCCCUUGCCUGUAACUGAUUUAUAUCCUGCUGAACCCUUUCACAACUUUCUACACUAUUGACAAUUCCACCAAUCUUUGUAUUGUAUACAAACUUACAUCUGCAAAUAACAUCU